This is a messenger RNA of Parathielavia appendiculata, 603 nucleotides long. Its product is annotated as E set domain-containing protein. Gene Ontology annotation, molecular function: Rho GDP-dissociation inhibitor activity; protein binding. Lineage: Eukaryota; Fungi; Ascomycota; Sordariomycetes; Sordariales; Chaetomiaceae. Bases 1 to 603 code for a protein of 200 amino acids. The transcript is spliced from 5 exons. The record is from RefSeq and is a predicted model, not a curated record. Gene Ontology annotation, cellular component: membrane; cytosol; cytoplasm. Gene Ontology annotation, biological process: Rho protein signal transduction.
AUGGCCCCUCAGGACGACGAGCUGCUCCCCGAGGAAACCUCGGGGUACAAGCUCUCGCAACCCAAGCAGAGCCUGGCUGAGUAUCAGAAGAUGGACGAGAACGACGAGUCUCUCCAGCGUUACAAGCAGUCGCUUGGUCUGGGUGGUGGCAAGGACCUGUCGGACCCCAACGACCCGCGUGUGUGCAUCAUCCAGAAGCUCACGAUGGAGUCGCCCGGUCGUCCCCCCGUUGUGAUUGACCUCUCAGCCCCUGGCAGCGCAGACAGCCUCAAGAAGACGCCCUUCAAGAUCAGGGAGGGCGCCACCUUCACCAUGAGCGCCCAGUUUAAGGUCCAGCACGAGAUCCUCAGCGGUCUGCACUACGUCCAGGUCAUCAAGCGGAAGGGCAUCCGGAUCCCUGGCGGCAAGUCGGACGAGAUGAUUGGCAGCUACGCUCCCAACACCGAUAAGACUCCCUUCUACACCAAGAAAUUCGCUGAGGAGACCGCCCCCUCGGGCUGGGCCGUCCGUGGCUCGUACACGGUCAACUCCAGCUUCGUUGACGACGACAAGAAGACCCACCUCCAGUUCGAGUGGGCCUUUGAGAUCGACAAGGACUGGUGA